AAUAUCCUAAAAAUUAAAUGAAAUACUUAAAAAGUCAGAAUACAGAGUGCAGUGCAGUUCAAUAUGUAUUUUAUUUAUAUAACAAAUAGAAAACCAACGCAUAUAUCUAUCUUCGUCAAUUUCCUGAUACCGAUAUCUAAUCAAAAAGAUAUGGCUGACAUAUUCUCAAACAAUUCAUGGAAAAAUUUGAGUGUUUUAGAAAAAAAUAGAUCUGGUGUUAUUGAAUGAACUAAAAUUUUAUAUUUCCCGAAAUAGUUUGUCUUAAAACGUUCUGCACUUCUGAGACUACCAAAAUAGGCCAAUCGCGUAGUAAAGCUAACAUUACUGGAAUACCACCAUACUUUGACCAAACCAAAAGCUUAUCGAGACCACUUUAAGUUUUCCUUGAACAGACCUUGCUUGUUCAAUAAAAAGGCAUAUGCUUUAACGGGAAUCCAAACCUAAAUAAAAUUCAGCUAUAGCUUCAUUAUGAAAUGCAAUGAAAAAAAUCAUUAAGGCAAGUGAAAACUAACAUCAAGAAGAAGUGUGCUGAUAAGAGCCAACGAAAUGUCAAUAAAUUAAUAUAAAUGAGUGACUCGUGACUUGCGACAUUUGCGAAUCACUUUGGCUCGGCCUUUCUCUUGUCGUAGUCGCUGCUGUUGUCGAUAUUGUUCGCUGCUCAACGAAGCAAAUCAAAGCACGAAAAGUGAAGUAAACAAAAAUACCCAGAAAUUGUCACUUUUUGAUUUGGAAUAUACAUAUAUUCUGUUUGAAGCCUCCGAGAUAUCAUAUAAGAAAAUAAAAAAAAAAAUAGUUAAAGAUAAAACAGUUAUGUAUAAAUUACUAAGCGAAAAAAGGGUUUUUUUUAAAUCAUUAUAUUAGUCAAUAGAUCUAGCGCACUAGAACCAAGGCGGUAAUUCCCACGAAAUAAUGCAAACCUCAGCGUUGUUUCCCUAUAGGCCGAUCGUUCAGAGCUUUUCAACAAACAAUGAAAACCCCCGCAUAAAUGAAAAACAAUUAAGAAUUUUUAAUGAUAAGAGCAAAGCGAUAAAAGGCAGCAAGUAUACUGAUUCAUCGCUAUAGCCCCAGAGCUAAACAAACUGAGACGUGGACAGAGACGGCGGUGUCGGUAUGAACAAAAACAGGGGAAUUGGUAGCAACUCGCUCUCAGUAGUAAUUAAUGCAGCACCAGUUGACGAUGCGCAUAUUUUGUUAACUUUGAAACUUUUGUUCUUCAAACAAACUUAUCAGAUACAAAGCAUGAGCUAAUUUCUUUUGUUGAGGCAGUUGAAAAGUGAAUGUGGUCAACAUUGAAUUUGAAAUACGAGAUGUUCAGAUUCUUUGCGCUUUUCUGCAAUAUACAAACUAAUGGUCUGCUGACCUUUCGGUUUUACACGACCGUUAAAGAACAUGAAAUAUAUAGAUGCACAGUUUGCAAAAAUUGGCACCAAACCCAGAAAAUAUAUAGCAAAAAUCUGGAUUUCAGAUAAAGUUAUAAAAUAACAACUAACUAUAGUGAAUAACAAGAUACGUUAAUAUACGUAUAACAAUUAAAAAAAUAAAAACCAAGUGACAAUAUGGCCUGCUUUCCUCGAUUGUUCCAUCAUCGAAGUAAAAAUAAAUUUACUCCCGCCCAAGAUGAGAACACCGACACGAUACUCAACACGCAUGAUAGUCCAGUGCAAAUUGGUUUGUACAUUCGGCGCGAGGAAAAACCCCUUUACACGCCCAUCGUUACACCCAGUGCUAGUGAGGCCAAACUGCAACGGCUCAGACUGCAACCCACAAACACCGCCUCCUCAUCUUCUUCACCCAGUAGUUUUCCUCUGCAGAGUUUGGCCGAAAAUGGCAAUUCAAAAAAUACAAAUAGCAUGCAGAGGGAGCCAAAGAAGUUUCGCUCCAACAAGAGCAAACUGCAGGCAAGCAAAGGGAAGGAAAAGCAAGAUGACGAGCCGCAGGUGGAGGGAGACUCUGUCAACGGCAAUGAAAUUAUUGUCAGACGUUCAAAUUCAAAAUUAAAACCAGUCAAAGAGCGGCGACCCACAGCCCUGCCCACAGAAGCACCGAAUAUUGAGUUUGAUGAUGUGGAGGAGUCGGGAGCUAAUGCAGAUGGCGGUGCCUAUGAUAAUGAUGAUGAUACUGUAGACGGCAAGUCAAAACUCAAAGUGAAUGAGAAUGGCAUUAUUGAUGAGGGCGGUGCCGAUGACGUCGGCAUGCCGUCAGGCACCACAACACCUUUAACGGAGGGAAAUGUAAAGUUUUUCAUUGGUCAUACACAGGAACUAAGCACAGACCAAACAGAUGAUACUUUUUCCUGGCAAAGCAGCGAUACCAACAACAACAACAAUAUCAAUGGCAUGCUGACCAAUUGUGCAUUGCGCCAGGAUCGGCAAAAAGGUGUAGAGUUGCUUGAAGCUCCACCCAAUGAAAAGAGUAGCAGCAAUGUGUCACUCGAUUAUUUUACAAAGAACAGUGCAGACAGUCACCGUCGACGACGUGUAUCCACCUUGCCUGAUAUUAACAUACCACCAGCGCCGCCGAUGCCUUCCGAGCUGUUGGUACCUGGAACACCUCUACACUUGCGGAAGAAACGAAGCGUAGAAUGUCAGGAGAACCAACAAACAGACAACAAACUAUGCCCUUUGGAGGCUUCGAAUAAUCAAGAAAACAAAAAAACACCUAAGCUACACUGUGAGGAAGAGAAGAGCCGACAAACCGAAUCAUUGACUCCAAAGGCUCACCGUGUGGAAGGUGGCCUGAUCUAUGUCCGACCGAUUCACCCUAUUCAAGGCGACAUUGAAAUUCAAGCAAUUACAAAAGACAAAGCCACACACAAUCUCAUACAUAUGGCCAUUGAACGCAAUGAUUUCCUUAAUAACCUAAUGGACAAAGAACGCAAGGAGAUGGUUAUCAAUGCAAUGGCGCCGGCUAGCUACAAAAAGAAUAGUUACAUCAUACAUGAGCAUGAGGAAGGCUCUGAAAUAUAUGUAUCUGCAGAGGGUCACUACGAUGUCAUACGCGCGGGACAGCUUGUGGGCAACUUUGGACCGGGAACUGUAUUUGGAGAGCUGGCAAUACUCUAUAAUGCUCCCAGGCAGGCAACCAUUAAGGCUGCCACCGAUGCCCGAGUGUGGAAAAUAGCUCGUGAAACUUUUCGAGCCAUCAUGCAAAUCUCCGGUUCCAGGGAUCGUGAAGAAAACCUUCAAUUCCUCCGGUCGGUUCCAUUUCUGCAAGAGCUCGAAAAAAGCUUGCUCAACAAAGUUGUUGAUCUUCUGCAAAGGAAAUUUUAUGAGACUGGGAGCUGCGUUGUACGUGAAGGCGAGGUAGGAAACGAGUUCUAUAUCAUUCGAGGUGGAACCGUUACUAUAAAGAAAGAGGACGAGUCAAACCAGGAACAAAUUGUGGCAAGGCGCAAGCGAGGUGACUACUUUGGCGAACAGGCGCUUUUAAAUGCGGAUGUGCGACAGGCCAGUGUCUAUGCAGAUGCACCAGGCACUGAGGUACUAAAGUUGGAUAGAGAAGCAUUUAUAAGCUAUUUAGGAACUAUCAAGCAACUUCGUGAAAAGCCUAAUCAACGAAUCGAGUCUCAUGUUCGAUCCAGCAACAAAAGUGUCGAAUUUGAUAACGAGCAUGCCCAAAUAGCCAUCUCCGAACUAAAGAAAGUUGCUACUUUGGGCUCUGGUGCUUUUGGACGUGUGGAUCUGGUUGCCUAUGGCCAACAAACCUUUGCCCUGAAAAUUAUCAAGAAAAUCGAGGUGGUCAAGCAAGAUCAAAUUGAGCACGUCUACAAUGAAAAAAAUGUAAUGAUUAAAUGUAGAAACUCUCCUUUUAUAGUACAACUCUACCGAACAUACCGGAACGACAAAUACGUUUACUUUCUAAUGGAAGCGUGCAUGGGCGGUGAUGUAUGGACAGUGAUGUCGAAGCGGCAGUAUUUUGAAGAAAAGACGGCCAAGUUUAUAGCAGGCUGUGUAGUCGAAGCUUUUGAUUUUUUGCACUCGCAUAAUUUCAUUUACAGGGACUUGAAGCCUGAGAACCUCAUGCUAGGUACCGAUGGUUACUGUAAACUGGUGGACUUUGGUUUUGCCAAAUAUGUUCGGCCAAAUGAGAAGACAAACACCUUUGCCGGUACCCCUGAAUAUGUAGCACCCGAGAUUAUUUUGGAUCGUGGGCAUGAUCGUUCCGUCGACUACUGGGCAUUGGGUAUUCUAAUAUACGAACUGCUAGUUGGUAAAACGCCCUUUAGAGGCGUGAACCAAAUUAAGAUUUACCAGCAAAUCCUCAGUGGUAUUGAUGUUAUACACAUGCCUACUCGAAUCCCGAAAUCCGCGCAGCACUUGGUUCGUCAUCUGUGCAAACAACUGCCUGCUGAACGUUUGGGAUAUCAGCGCAAGGGGAUUUCUGAUAUCAAGCGACACAGUUGGUUUGAAAGUCUGGAUUGGCAGCGACUGAAAAAUAAACAAUUGCCUUCCCCGAUAAAGCGACCAUUAAAAAGUUGGACCGACUUGCAAUAUUUUGGACCGUCUGGCGUAGAAAAUGAUUAUGAACCACCGGAAGAAUUAAGCGGGUGGGACAUGGACUUUUAAUGCUUAGAAAUAUUUUAAAGGUAGUAGCAUAAUAAAUUAAAGUGUAUUCGGUUUAAGUUAUUAUGAGCGUUGCAUUUAUAAAUAUACAUUUUGAAAUUCCGGCUAAGUUAUAUAAGUACAUAUUGUUAAAUCUUGUAACGUAAGUUACCUAAAUAUUAAUAAUAAAUGUAUAUGUACGUGUGUAUUCGAUAUAUCUAAAACAUAUAAUUUUAUAUACAGACCUAAGACUUAGACUAACAUUAACUUUGUAAAAACUUAGACACGUUGUUUUCUAUUUAUCACACACGUGGUCUGUUCUGCUCGAAGUGGAGUAAUUCAAUCAUCACCUUAUUUGUAUUCACGGAUUCAAUUAGAACCGAAAACUUGUUUUGUUUGCUAUCAUCAGAGCAUACCGACGAAUAAACAAAGAAAUUCAAUUAAGA
Messenger RNA from Drosophila obscura, 4987 nucleotides. RefSeq names its product cGMP-dependent protein kinase, isozyme 1. The record is from RefSeq and is a predicted model, not a curated record. Lineage: Eukaryota; Metazoa; Arthropoda; Insecta; Diptera; Drosophilidae. The transcript has 12 exons. Bases 1557 to 4565 code for a protein of 1002 amino acids. Gene Ontology annotation, biological process: protein phosphorylation. Gene Ontology annotation, molecular function: ATP binding; cGMP-dependent protein kinase activity.